Messenger RNA from Fonticula alba, 3587 nucleotides. RefSeq lists its product as hypothetical. The transcript has 10 exons. Gene Ontology annotation, molecular function: GTPase activator activity. Gene Ontology annotation, biological process: regulation of small GTPase mediated signal transduction; signal transduction. The record is from RefSeq and is a predicted model, not a curated record. Gene Ontology annotation, cellular component: cytoplasm. Bases 348 to 3587 code for a protein of 1079 amino acids. Lineage: Eukaryota; Rotosphaerida; Fonticulaceae.
CCCGGGGCCCGGCUCUGUGGCCGGACACCGCUGGCGUGGCCAGACCGACCUUGCAAUCGGAUUCUCCCCGAUCUCCUUUUGAGAGGGAGCGCCUCCGUGGUUCGUCGCCCGGGGCGGCGACCGCCAUCCCCGCUCCGUCCUCCUCCUCGCCGCGCCGCCCCCUCCUCCUCGCCGCGCCCCCGCUUCUCCUCCCCUCCCCCUGUCUGCUCCUCGCCCCUGCCCCGAGGGAGGCCGAACUUGAGGUCUCGCGCGCGCGCGCGAUCGCUCCCCUCCUCCUUCCCCCCCCCCCACACGCACACAUCCCUCCUCUCUCCCCCCCUCUCUUUCUUCCUCCCUCCUCCUUCACCAUGACGGACGUAUAUGCCCCACUUACGCACGCGUAUGAGGCCUUCACGGCUGCGCCUCCUGGAGAGUGGUUCUCCGUCCGGAUCGCCGGCAAGGCCGGGCCGCAGCUCGGCCAUUCCGGGUCCGGCGGUUUGGACGGCCUCCUGCAGGUCCGCUCCUCGGCGGACUUGGUGUGCUUUUACUUCCUGCUGCACCACCCGGCCGCCGCCCCUUCCGGGACCGAGGAGGAGCCCGGCAGCCAGCAGGUCCUCCUGCAUGUUGUUGGACCGGAUGCCCCACUGACAGACCAGGCCCGCGGUCUGACCUUCCUUCGGCAUGUCAUGUCCACAUUCAAAGUGGACUACGUGAUUCCGGUUUCCUCGCUGGCGCAGAUCACCCCCGAGAUGCUGGCCGAAUCGUUGCGGGCACCCACGGCAUACUCCUCUUCCCCGGUGGCCGGCUCCUCACAGUCGCUGCUGACCACCGGUCUGCAGAAGACCCUUUCCCCGGCGGGCUACCGGUACAGCGCCUUCGCCACGCCGACCCUCUCCGUUUUCCCGACCGCAUCGAGCUCGAGCCCAGGCAACCUGUCUCCGCGGAGGACGGUCUUCUGCCCCUACUUUCCGGCCUACACGGCCAUGCCGCGGAGCCACCCGGAUACCGAGCCGCCCGGUGACAUGGCCGAGGAGCAACCCGCCCCGACGCACCGGCCCCGCAGCGGAGGCGUCCCCCUCCUGGGCAAGGCUGCGGCACAGAAUGCGGCCGCGGCCGCGGUCGCCGCCACCGCCGCCACUGCCACCGCUGCGGCCCCGGUUGGUGUGUCGGUCAGCGAUGGGCCGACUCUUCGCCGGAGCGCCUCCAUCUCGUCCAGUGCCUCGCGUGCUUCGUCGGUCUUCUCCACGGCCUCCGUCAACUACUCCUUCACGCGUCGGGACUCUGCCACCUUCCAGCUGCUCUCCUCCACCACGGCCCCCUUCCAUCAGGGGGCCUCCCCCGGGGCGGACAAGGGUGCGGCGGCCGGGCCGGCGGCGGCCGAGUCGCACCGCGGCGCCGGGCUGCCCCCCCCACAAAUGGUGUAUCACCGCCAUAUCCGCUCGCGCGAGGAUGAGAUCUCCCUCUUCCCUGGCGACCUGGUGAUCCCGUUGAACGAGGCGCCGGACUCGUUGGGACGCGUCAAGGUGAUGCACGAGUCGCGCGUUGGGUAUAUCUCGCCAGGGACCCUGCGCGGCCCGUCGGCCAUCGGGACGGCCGCGGCCGGUGCCGGCGCCUCGCCCGCGGCCGCGACCACUUCCGACGGGGCUUCCGGGUCCUCGGACGCCAAAUCCACAUCCGAUUCCUUCUUGGAGUCCAACAAUCCGGAGGUCGUGCCGUACUACGGCAGCCUGGCGGCCUACUUCGACUCGGACCUCUACCGGAGUGAUGCUUGCAACUGGCUCCUCCGCCACAACCUGGCCUCGGCCGUGCGAUCCUACAAUGAGGGGCUGCCCAUCGAUGUGGCUUCCGAGCUGGACCGUCUGUCACAGCAGAUGCCCAGCCUCAUGUACCCGGCGGUCCAGCGCCUGGUCUACCUGAAUACCUUCCUUCGGGUGCGCGCCUUCCUCGGGCAGCCGAUCCACUCUUCGUCCGCGGACAAUCCCUUCAUCAUCCCGCACACGGCCAUCAGCACGGCCGGGCUUCUGGCCUCGGGCCAGGUCUCGGCUGCCAGCCCCAUCGGCCCUGGGGGGGCCACCACGCCGACGCGCCUCCCGGCCCCGACAGGGUCCACUGUGCAGACCGCCAAGACCGUCCCCGGUGGCCCGCCCUCGUCAAGUUCAGUGGGUCGUGCGCCCAGCGGCCUGAACCUCCGGUCAUUCUUCCGGCCAACGCGCCGCGACGCCAACAGCAGCAGCUCCAGUGUGCCGCUCUUCGUCUCGGCGGACUUCUUCCAGCAGGUGGCCAAGCCGGUGCAUGACGCCGACAAGUACAUCAAGAUCACAUCCCCCUUCCUGCACCCGGCACUGGCCAGCGCCGAGGGUGCCGACCCGACCACCGUCACCUCGUACCUCAUCCAUCCUGAUGCGUACAAGCACUUGACCGAGAUGCGCAAGACCGCCUUCGACGAAUUCCUCUCGCUGACGACCGUCGGCAAGCGGUCGAAUCUCAUCCGUCUGCCCACCGGCUGGCAGUACCCUCACAUCGACUACAGCAACGACCCGGAUUACUUUUGCCUGCCCGGGACCGGUGGCAGUGGCGGCGGCGGCGGCGGCAGCGGCAGCAUGCGGCUCCUGCCGGCCGGGCGCAAGGGCGGAGCCGAGCACCACCACCAGGCAGGGGGCGCCGGCGGGCCGCCCGAGGCGGCCGGUGGCCCCGGUGCCACCCCGACCAGCGUCCAGCUGGGCAGCUCUCUCCAUGCGUGGGUUCUCUUCCUCGGGCACAAGCCCUUCGAUUAUAGCUUCCCCCUGCCGAUGGCCAUCACGUCGAUGAUUUCGGAAAUCCGCCGGCAGAAUGGCCUCCAAACCGAGGGGCUCUUCCGAGUGCCGGGCAAUGCCCGGCGCAUCAGCCAGCUGAAGGAGGUCAUCGAGAAGGACGGCCACAUGAAGAACUAUGUCCAGUCCAAUCCCACGCUCGGCAUCAGUGUCCACGAUGUGGGUGGCCUGCUGAAGCUCUUCCUGCACAAGCUGGCCGACCCGCUCUUCACGAGCGCGCUGUACAAGAACUUCCCCGACGUCACAAAGAUUAGCUCCGGCACCGCGGACCAACUGCGCGCCUUGCGGCACCUGUGCUUCCUGCUGCCCGAGCGCAACCGCCUGGUGGCCCAGUAUCUGCUGGAGUUCCUCCGGUCGGUGGCCCAGAAUUCCGCCGUCAACAAGAUGGACGCUCGGAACUUGGCGGUCGUCUUCGCGCCAUCCUGCUUCCGCCAGCCGGCCAGCGAGAAGACCGACCAGCAGGCGGCCAAGCUCAUGAAGGAGAGCAACCGCGUCAUUGUCAGCCAGUAUGUCCUUCAGCUGCUGAUCGAGAAGUAUGAGGAGAUCUUCAUGUUCCCCGAGGUGGUGCUCGAGCGCCAUCCGCUCUUCCAGUCCUUAGCCACCUCGUACAGCGAGUACUUCACCAGUGCGGAGUCCGCUGGUGGCGGUGGCGCCGGAGCAUCUCCCUCUAAGCCGGGUGGCGGUGCGGCCGGGUUGGCCAAGCCCGGCGCCAGUCCGGUGCUCCAGGCAGCUGGUGAACAGCCAGCUGGCGAUGCCGGUUACUCAGCUGGUGAUGUGCCCACUGUGGAGGCUGUCUGA